GGUUAAGCGGACAUCGCAAACAAGGGAGAACAUUCUCCUGCUUUAUUUGUAACUUUAUCAAAAAUAAGUUGGCCUGUUCAGGUCAAGUUUGUUCUAAUGCUGACCAAAUCCAUGAUGUGUAGCCUCUUGAAGGUCAAAACUUUGAGAAAAUGAAACUCAGGAUUUUAAUUGUGAUCUCAUUUGUUCUUCUCUACAUUGGCACAUAUUUUGCCAAUAAGUUUGUUUUAUCUGUAUUAAAGUUCACAUUUCCAACAAUCUUUCAAGGAUGGCAAACUUUAGUUGGCAUUUUAAUGUUUCGUGCUCUCUAUGCCUCUGGGUAUAUUGACAAUUUACUUCAUGGCAAAGACUGGCUUGACUGUGCCCUCUGGCUGCCUGGUAUGAUCACAUUCCUAAUGUCCAGUUAUGCUGGCUCAAGAGCUCUUGCCACAUUGCCCCUUCCAGUCUACUUUGCAAUGCAGAAUAUGGUUCUUGUGUUCAAGGCCACAGCAGAUGUCAUUGUACAUGGACAGAUGACAUCUUUCUACUCCUACUUUAUGUUGAUGAUCUCUCUCAUGUCAGCUCUGAUCAUUGCCAAGGUGGAUCCACAUUUUGAUCCAGAUGGAUAUUUUUGGAUGUGUAUCCACAUUGUGAGUCUUGGCUGUUUAGAAAGCUACACACAUUUUAUGCAAGGAAAAUUAAAAUUAAGGGCAACAGACAAAUUGUUUAGUUGUUAUUUGUACAGUUUCAUUGUGCUGGCCCCAUCCAGUUAUUUCCUGGGAGACACUCUAGAGGCUGUUGGCAGGUUCCAGUAUUUCUAUGUCUCUCAUUUCUAUGUAGGAUGUAUACUCAGUGGUGUGCUGGGUGUGCUGUUAAAUCUAUGUUCAGUUUAUUUACAAGAACUGAAAACACCAUCUUUGAUGCUGGAUGUAGGGGCUGUACAGGCUGUUGCUAAGAUCCUGUGUUCUGGUGUGUCCUUGACAUUUUUUGACAUGACCUUAACCCAGACUUUAGUUAUUUGUCUAGCUAUCAACUUUUUGUCCAGUAUUGGGUACAUUGAGAGCUCCACACACAGGCGUCUGCAGCCAAAUAUCUCCUAUGCAAGUAUGAAUAACUUUGAUGCUGAUGUCUAUAGUGGAGACCGACUAUUAGGAGAAAGUCGCCAAUAUUUCAAGAGACAAGAACUUCAACAAGAUAUGAUACGCUUGGAUCUUGGAAGCUAGAGAGUUGAUCAAGGAUUUUGUUUAUAAUCUUCUGUUAGGAAGGAAUCUGUUCAGUGUCCAAUUUGAAAACUGGUGAUAUGUUUUUUUUUGUUUUCUUGCUCUAGAAUGACCAAAGGAUUGGUUGUUGCUUAAAGAAAUUAAGAAAAAAGCUGGUAAACCUUUCUUACACAUGGAAGAGCUGGCAUCCUUAUUGUUUACUGCAAGUUUACUGCUAUCAGUUUGAGUCUAAAGUGAAGAAUAUGUCUGGGGGGCAGACAAGCCAAGAACUAUGUCCCACCACCAGCUUGAGGCAGACAAGCCAAGAACUAUGUCCCACCACCAGCUUGAGGCAGACAAGCCAAGAACUAUGUCCCACCACCAGCUUGAGGCAGACAAGCCAAGAACUAUGUCCCACCACCAGCUUGAGGCAGACAAGCCAAGAACUAUGUCCCACCACCUGGAGAAAAGGAAAGAGCAUGACAGCCUAAUUCAGCAUUUGAACAGAUUGAAAUAUGAUGACAUCUGUACAAGGUGGAUGUCAUGGAAGUGAAGGAACAGAUUGAAGUAUGAUGACAUCUGUACAAGGAUGUCAUGGAACACAAGACAAUUAUUGACUUCUUUUGAUUUUCCUACAUUUUGCAGUCCCUGUUGCCAAGUGAUAGUUUACUUUGUAUGGUCAGCCAUGCUAAUACCAACAAAUGUGUGUGCACUUUGUAUGGUCAGCCAUGCUAAUACCAACAAAUGUGCGUGCACUUCAAUAAUAGACUUAAGUUAGCAUUGAUUCACUGCUGUGUAUGCCUACUUCAUGUCCAGUAUGGAGACAGGCAGACUGAGUGGAACUUACUCAAAUAGAAUUGCAUCCACUCCUGGACAAGGGAGAUAAUUUAGCUGGGGACAUAAACGCAACUUGAAAGUUUGGCAGGUCCCCAGGACCUUUCAACUUGGGAAACAGAAACUACUCUAACUAAUCCAUCGUCAUCUCUUGUAAGUAAGAUCAGUUGAACCCUUCUCUGCUAGUUUGAAACGGUCCAUAGGCACUAAAGCAGUGAUUUUAGACCUAAAACAGGCUUACGACAGUGUGCUAAAACCUGUGCUGAAUCUUAGUCAUUCAAAUGGAUCAGUUCUUAAUAUGAAGGAACUAGGCUCCAUUACUCCUUUGGUGAAGAAAACACUUAAAACAAUGACUACCCCAAGGGAUAUCCACACUCUUUUCAUGGCUUAUCUGAACUGUCACAAAUGGCUAUUUGCCGCAAACUGUCAUUUGGGAAACCUUGUCCUCUGACCAACCAGGAAGCCAGCAGCAGCAGCAGGAAGAGGCAGCCCUCCCUCCAUACCAUGUCAGUGUGUGUGGCCAGACCAACAACACUACACUACACUACACUGCACUACACUACACUACACUACACUACACACUAUGGUUGAGCUGAUCAUUUAGUGAAUCAUCAUCUGAUGGGCUGCUCUAUUUUAAGAGUGUUAGAACCUUGGUCUGUAAGACUUUGUGGUUUCAUGGCUGGACAGCUCCAAUAAGGGAAAGCUAGAUUAUUUGAUCUUAGACACGUACCUAAGACGAUUCUGAGAAAAAUGAUGCCAUCAAACCAGAGCCCAUUAAGUCAUCAGCUCAUCCAAUGGUGAAGUCAAAGGAAACCAAAAGGCAGGACCAGUUCCAGCAUCCACUUCAUCGCUUGUAGGACCCCAUUAUCUCUGAAUGGGGACGGCCCUGGUUGUUUGACCAUGGUUGUAAAGAGCAAGUGGUCAAUGUAAAGAGAAGUGCCACACGCUAAAGCUCCCAAUGUGUGCGUGUGUGUGUUGGAGGGGGGGGUAGUCACUGCAAAGUUGAUAAUGGGGUGAAAAGAAUAUGGAGGAUAACUCAUGCUCAUUCAUGAAGUAAGUCAUAGAAAGAGAUGUUGGUCUAUUCUUUUCAUUGCAAUAUGGCGCCAAGCUUGGUAUCCUCAUUUUGAAGGGAAGCAAGGCAGCCACUAGCUGAAGAUAUGUCCUAACUGUAGGAGUCCCAAUGUGUCAAACAUGCAACCAGUUCACUUUUUUUCUGUCUAUGUCCAAAUGCGGUAUAAGCAGUACCCAAAAGGCCCUGGCCACACAACGAUAACUAUGGCUUUGUCAUCGAGAGAUCAAAACACCGGGGAAGGUAUCUCGGGCAAGAAACACAUUAGAGAACCAAGAGAUGCAGUAUGCGAAACAAGUAUUCAGCAGUCCUUGGCCUUUCGAGAGACAAGUGUAGUCUUAAGCACGAAAUGGGGGAGCCAUGCCACCCAAUCUACAUCCUAAAAGAUGGCGAUAUCAUGAGACUGAUGAAAUGGUGCACUUUCAACCGGUAGUAAACACUUCCAACUAGUCCUCCUGGAUCUGGGCAGUGAACCAGCUGUCAAUGACAGAACUGUAAUAGGUCGAUGUUGUCAUGGUACAAAAUGUACACACAAGGAGACAGCCCUGCACUAGGGUUUCAUUACCUUCCAUUGUCACUGCUCUACGCCCAGGAAUAGUGACAUUAGUAAGGAACUUAUUUGUUAACAAUCCAACCUUUCUGCUGGGGACAGACACGUUGAGAUAUACAAAUACAGUCAGCCAUUGACAUGAGAAAACUUUAGUAUAAUCCACCAAAGUUUAAAUUACAAUUCACACUGGUAGGAGCAUUUGAAGAUCAUUGUAGGUGAUUUUAACGCUGUCACCUGCUUGGGUUCGCCAGGAGACAGACCGAUCUGGUCGCAGCCUGCUUAAGAUCAUGAAACAACAUUCUUACAGAGAGGGAACGGGGGCGGGGGGUCUGUCUUGUACCAGCUGACUUAAGGACACAAUCGAGAGUGGGUGUGAUGCAAUUGAGUUUGGAAAACUUGACUCUAUAAACCUAAAUGUACAGAGCCAAAGUGGACAUAUAAGUGAGCUCAUUGUACAGAGCCAAAGUGGACAUAGAAGUGAGCUCAUUGUACAGAGCCAAAGUGGACAUAUAAGUGAGCUCAUUGUACAGAGCCAAAGUGGACAUAUAAGUGAGCUCAUUGUACAGAGCCAAAGUGGACAUAUAAGUGAGCUCAUUGUACAGAGCCAAAGUGGACAUAUAAGUGAGCUCAUUGGAACUUGUUCAUGCGGACAUCAAUACCUACAGACUCUAUGAAUACAAUUUUUAAGACCUUUCGAUUUUCAAAGUUGCGGACUUAUGGAAAGCACAGUUUUAUGUGGUCACCUGAUUUGGCAUGCCUAACUUUGCGCCAGCCCACAACAUAGUCUUAUUUACUGACUCGAUGUCCGCUCUAGAGGCCCUCGAAAGGCUGUGUGAAGGUGUUAAAACUCGGCGUGAAUGUUACCUUACAAUGGGUGCCCGACCAUUGUGGUAUGGUUGGCCACGACAUAGCCGACCACCUCGCAAACACUGCGUCCUGACUGCUCUCGUGCAUGAUGAACUGUGCACACCUUGCAAACACUGCGUCCUGACUGCUCUCGUGCAUGAUGAACUGUGCACACCUCACAAACACUGCGUCCUGACUGCUCUCGUGCAUGAUGAACUGUGCACACCUCACAAACACUGCGUCCUGACUGCUCUCGUGCAUGAUGAACUGUGCACACCUCACAAACACUGCGUCCUGACUGCUCUCGUGCAUGAUGAACUGUGCACACCUCACAAACACUGCGUCCUGACUGCUCUCGUGCAUGAUGAACUGUGCACACCUCACAAACACUGCGUCCUGACUGCUCUCGUGCAUGAUGAACUGUGCACACCUCACAAACACUGCGUCCUGACUGCUCUCGUGCAUGAUGAACUGUGCACACCUCACAAACACUGCGUCCUGACUGCUCUCGUGCAUGAUGAACUGUGCACACCUCACAAACACUGCGUCCUGACUGCUCUCGUGCAUGAUGAACUGUGCACACCUCACAAACACUGCGUCCUGACUGCUCUCGUGCAUGAUGAACUGUGCACACCUCACAAACACUGCGUCCUGACUGCUCUCGUGCAUGAUGAACUGUGCACACCUCACAAACACUGCGUCCUGACUGCUCUCGUGCAUGAUGAACUGUGCACACCUUGCAAACACUGCGUCCUGACUGCUCUCGUGCAUGAUGAACUGUGCACACCUCACAAACACUGCGUCCUGACUGCUCUCGUGCAUGAUGAACUGUGCACAUACCAAAGUGUACGAUCCCUGGCUGACAAAAACUGUUGGCGCUUUGGUACGAUGGCUGGGAUUCGAAUAAGGACAUGAGCUCCACAGGGCAAUGAGAAGACCAAACAAAAAGGAUACGUGGUGGCAACUCAGUGGUGCGGAACAGGCCGUCCUAGCCCAGUUUCAACUCGGUCUAUGUCCAAUUGGUGCUUACUUCGGAUGGUUUCGAGAUAACUACGACACACUGUGUUGCCACUGCAUCGAGGACGUAGAAACAAUAGACCACAUUCUGUAUGAAUGUCACGUUCUGCAUAAAGGACAAUCGGGACAAGGAUUUGAUAGAAAGAGAACUGGUUUGUGUGCGGCAUAAGGGCUGUCCUUGUACAGGGACAAGGCGACCUUAAAACUCACUGCCCAUUUCUUUUCAUGUGCUCUAAGGGAGUAAUUCUCAGUAUGGUUCGCUACCAAUGGUGUUUCUGAUUCGGCACGCCUAACUCAACUGCACGGAGAGGCCAGCUUACUACAAGCUAAUGGUGGAAGGCAUUGCGGAGGCCUGAAGUGGAUGUUGACUUAGCGGACAGACAAGGAACUUUGAACAAGGUAGCAGCGCCCCUCCAAACGUGUCCAAGGCCCUGGAUGGUAUCAAAAGUUUAAGAUGAGACAUUGAGGAAAGUGGAGAGUUACGCUUGGCAAGAGCAGACUACACCAGGGCCCAACUAUUGAAUACAGUAAUGUAAUGCUCCUAAACCUAGGUGCGAUCAGCUAACAGAAAUUGCUCCUUCAGGUCAAUUGUACCAGAACAAUGGGAUUCUCCAACCUUAGUGAGAGGCCUUAAAAUGGAAAAGUCUCAGAGCAGGUUAUCUUCAAAAGAAACACUUGCUGAAUGCACAUUUCACUUGCUUCAAGGGAUUUAGUCUCUCUUCCACUGCAGACAGACUUUCAAGAACUUUUCUUUAUCAAUUGUUAAGGAGCAGCGUUAAGGUUGCCAACUUUCUGAAACAUACUCCUACUACUAACUACUGUCAGCUUUGUACUUCUAGAGUAUCAACAAUGAUGUGUAGUUUCAUGUAUUUAUUAAAUGUGCACACAGAUAUAAACUAUACAAUGACACAAAAUGUAUGGGUCUAAGAGGUGAUGAGUGUAGGUUGAUGAGAGAGCAAACAAAUGUCUAGUGUAGACGUCUAGUCUUAGUUUCACAAGGAUCAAACAGAUUUGUUAUAAGACAAUAAUAGUAGUGCCAUUAAUCUAAUAUUUCAAUGAACCUUAGAUUGAAGUCAUUGAGUUUGAAGCUAGUGAUCAGAAUUGGGAAAAUUAGGUUGAAAUGAUUAUAACAAUAAAACUCUUGGUUGACUAGUCAAGAAAUUCAUUGAUCUCAUUGUGCAUCCCUCCUGUUUUGAUGCUCUGGAUUAUGUGGGUAUUUGUGUGUCAUUGUCCUUCUGUAGACUAGUUGGUCUGACCAAGCCUAUAAGUUGUUCCAGUCAUUGAAUGUUUGGUUUACCUGUGUUCUUUCAUUCCUUUGAAUGUCUGGAUUGUUUUGUUCAAAGCCACAUCUUUGUUUGUCUUAUAAUGAUAAAUCAGUCAACACAAUUAUUUGUUCAUGACUUUUAUUAGAGCCAAAUGUUUUCUUUCACAGCAGUUACUAAUAAUAAUCUUUAUUAUGAACAUUUGUCUUACAACUUGUGCAUGACCCCAAACAAAACAGUA
This is a messenger RNA of Biomphalaria glabrata, 6994 nucleotides long. RefSeq names its product transmembrane protein 241-like. The record is from RefSeq and is a predicted model, not a curated record. The transcript is spliced from 14 exons. The coding region runs from base 150 to 1199 and encodes 349 amino acids. Lineage: Eukaryota; Metazoa; Mollusca; Gastropoda; Planorbidae.